Staurois parvus is the source of this 364-nucleotide messenger RNA. The record is from the annotation of a GenBank genome assembly. Lineage: Eukaryota; Metazoa; Chordata; Amphibia; Anura; Ranidae.
CCCGGACCCUGCAUUCACUAUAUCUGGUCUCCCACAGUAUACACAACAUGGAAGUGCAAUUAUUGUAGUAAAUAUAAACUGCUAAAUACCUUUUCUCAUCAGCAGUUAGAGCAGUCUUUUGAGUUCAGCAGAGCACUGGUUAAACCUUGUAGGAGGAGUUUUCUUUCUGCUCUAGGAGGGUGCAAAACCCCUGACCUCUGUCUGGACAGUGCUGAUUGGCCCUGCACUGAUCACAUGCACUCUCCCAAGAAAAAAAAAAAUCCUCUCUAGCAAUACACACUAAACUGCACAUAGUUACUCCACUCAGGAGAUAAGAGGGAGACACUGGAAGAAGGGGAGGAUCAGAGAAGACAGGAUCAAACAU